Mesocestoides corti is the source of this 630-nucleotide messenger RNA. Lineage: Eukaryota; Metazoa; Platyhelminthes; Cestoda; Cyclophyllidea; Mesocestoididae. The record is from the annotation of a GenBank genome assembly.
UACGGUUUCGCAGCAAAAGGCUCCUCGGUGAUAAUGUACCGGAAUAAGGAGCUACGCGCACACCAAUUCUUCCUCCUACCUGAUUGGUCCGGUGGUAUCUACGCUUCGCCGACAUUUGCGGGAAGCCGCUCUGGAUCCAUUAUCGCCGCGUGCUGGUCUUCCCUAAUGUACUUCGGCCAAGAGGGCUACGUCAAGGCGACCAAGCGUAUUGUGUCUACAGCUCGUUCAAUCGCGGCAGGAGUUGCGAAUAUCCGCGAGCUUCGGGUGUUGGGUGAACCGCUCGUCAGUGUGGUCGCCUUCACCUCCGACAACUUCGACAUCUACCAACUGGCAGAUCUCAUGUCGCACAGACCCGACGGCUCGCCGAACUGGAGUCUAAGUGUUCUCCAGUACCCGCCAGCUCUGCACCUCUGCGUCACCGACGUCCACACCCAGCCGGGUGUUGCUGAUCGAUUUCUCGACGACUUGAGCAAUGCCACCGAGAAGUUGCUCAAUUCUCCCAACACCAAGUCGAAUGGCAUGGCUGCAGUCUAUGGAAUGUGCACACGAAUCCCCGAUCGCGAUCUGGUCGCUUCCAUGGUUGCGAGUUUCCUCGACGCCUACUACGCCACCGAGGUGCCUGCCGAGUAA